UCGGAUGGGAGUGUUCUUCCUCCUGGCGCCAGGCUUCUGGUUCAGCUUUUAUUGCUGAGGAAGUAGGAAGUUGGCCUCUUGUGCUGUCCCCGUGGGCUCUGCUGUGGGUUGAGUACUUGGCAGCCACGCCAUGACUGCAGUGACCUAUGAUGAUGUGCAUAUUGACUUCACUUGGGAGGAGUGGACUUUGAUGAAUCCUUCCCAGAAGAAUCUCUACAAAGAUGUAAUGUGGGAGACCUACAGAAACCUCACUGCUGUAGGCUACAGUUGGGAAGACCAUGAUAUUGAAGAACAUUGUCAAAGUUCUGGAAGACUUAGAAGGUACAAAGAACAUCAUAUUGGGGAGAAAACCUCUGAAUAUACUCAAUGUGCAAAAGCAUUUUUAUACUACAGUCAUCUUCAGAAUAAUGAAAGUAUUCAUACUGGAGAGAAACUCUACGGUUGUAUUCAAUAUGAUGAAGCCUUUUCACACAACAGUAGUCUCCAAAUACAUAAAGAAACACAUAUUGGAAAGAAAAUCUGUGAGAGUAAUCAGUGUGAUAAAGACUUCACAAGUCAUGGUCAUCUUCAAAUGCAUAAAAGAACACAUACUGGAGAGAAACCCUAUGAAUGUAAUCAAUGUGGGAAAGCCUUUGCAUGUCCCAGUAGACUCCAAAGACAUGCAAGAACACAUACUGGAGAGAAACCCUAUGAAUGUAAUCAAUGUGGUAAAGCCUUUUCACAACACAGUACUCUCCAUAUACACAAAAGAACACAUUCUGGAGAGAAACCCUACAAAUGUAAUCAAUGUGAUAAAGCCUUUUCACAACACAAUACUCUCCAUAUACACAAAAGAACACAUUCUGGAGAGAAACCCUACAAAUGUAAUCAAUGUGAUAAAGCCUUUUCACAACACAAUACUCUCCAAAUACACAAAAGAACACAUUCUGGAGAGAAACCCUACAAAUGUAAUCAAUGUGAUAAAGCCUUUGCAUAUGCCAAUAGUCUCCAAAGACAUGAAAAUAUACAUUCUAUAGAUAAACCCUACAAAUGUAAUCAAUGUCAUAAAGACUUUGCCUGUGCCACUACUCUCCAAACACAUGAAAGAACACAUUCUGGAGAGAAACCCUACAAAUGUAAUCAAUGUGAUAAAGCCUUUUUACAACACAAUACUCUCCAAAUACACAAAAGAACACAUACUGGAGAGAAACCCUACAAAUGUCAUCAUUGUGAUAAAGCCUUUUCACAACACAGUUAUCGCCAAAUACAUGAAAGUACACAUACUGGAGAGAAACGCUACAAAUGUAAUCAAUGUAAUAAAGACUUUUCACGACACAGUCUUCUCCAAAUACAUGAAAGAAUGCAUUCUGGAGAGAAACCCUACAAAUGUAAUGAAUGUGAUAAAGCUUUUGCAUGUGCCAGUAGUCUCCAAAUGCAUGAAAGAACACAUACUGGAGAGAAACCCUACAAAUGUAAUCAAUGUGAUAAAGGCUUUUUACGACACAGUUGUCUCCAAAUACAUGAAAGAAUACAUUCUGGAGAGAAACCCUACAAAUGUAAUCAAUGUGGUAAAGGCUUUGCAUGUGCCAGUACUCUGCGAAAACAUGGAAGAACACAUUCUGGAGAGAAACCUCACAAAUGCAAUCAAUGUGAUAAAGCCUUUUCACAACACAGUUAUCUCCAAAGACAUGAAAGAACACAUACUGGGGAGAAACCCUACAAAUGUAAUCAAUGUCAUAAAAACUUUUCACGACACAGUCUUCUCCAAAUGCAUGAAAGAACACAUUCUGGAGAGAAACCUUACAAAUGUAAUCACUGUGAUAAAGGCUUUGCAUGUACUGGAGAGACAUCCUACAAAUGUAAUCAAUGUGAUAAAGGCUUUUCACAACACAGUAACCUUUAAAUUCAUGAAAGAACACAUUCUAGAGAAAAACCCCAUGAAUGUAAUCAAUAUGGUAAAGCCUUUGCAUGUACCAAUAGUUUCUGAAGACAUGAAAGAACACAUACUGGAGAGAAACCCUACAAAUAUAAUCAAUGUAAUAAAUGCUUUUCACAACACUGUCAUCUCCAAAUACAUAAAAGAACAUAAUCUGGAGAGAAACCCCAUGAAUGUAGUCAAUGUGAUAAAGCCUUUGCAUGUGCUUAUAAUCUCUGCAUACAUAAAGGAAUUCAUACUGGAGAGGAACCUUACAAAUGCAAUCAAUGUAAUAAAGCCUUUACAUGACACAUAUCCAAAUACAAAAGGAAUGCAUUCUGCACAGUAACUAUGAAUUAAAUGAUUGUGGUAAAACCUUUGUCUCAACCAUCUCAGAAUAGAUAAAGGAAUACAUACUGGAGAUAAACCCUAAGACUAAUCAGUGUGGUAAAGCCUUUGCAAUUCAAGGUCAUCUUCAAAUACAUAAAAGAACAUAUAUUGGAGAGAAACCCUAUGAAUCUAAUCAAUGAGAUAAAGCCUUUUCAAAACAAUCACCUCCAAAUCCAUAAAAGAACACGAGAGAGAAACUGUAUGGAUGUUUCAAUGAGGUAAAACCUUGGAUGUGCCAGUAGUCUCUGAAUACAUAAAGGAACUCAUGCUAGUGAGAAGCCCUUCAAAUAUAAUCAAUAUGAUAAAGCCUUUUCAUAACACAAUCCUUUCUAAAUACAUGAAAGAAUAAAUUCUAAAGAGAAACCCAGUGAGUAAAAUUAAUGUGGUUAAGCCUUUACAUGUGCCAAUAGUCUCCAGAUAUAUAAAAGAACAUAUAUUGGAGUGAAAUCCUGUGAAUGUAAUCCAAGCCUUUUCACAACAGACCAGUCAAGUGCAUGAAAGAACACAUACUGGAGAGAAAACCUAUGAAUGUAAUCAAUGUGGUAAAGCCUUUGCAUGUGCAGGUAGUCUCUGAAGGCAUAAUGAAACACAUACUGGAGAGAGAACCUACAAAUGUAAUCAAUAUGGUAAAGCCUUUGCAUGAAUCAGCAGUCUUUGAAAUCACGAGAAAAAAAUCACACUGCAGAGAAACCCUAUAAAUGUACUGAAUGUGGUAAAGUUCUGUAGUUUAUGUUAGUUAUGUUUGUCUGUUAAAGCCUUUUCAUUUUACAGUAGUCUUUGAGGGCCUAAAAAAAUAAUAUUGAGGGAAAUAUGGCCAUAAAGGUUUUGGUAAGAUCUUUACCCAACAGACUUACAUUCAGUUACACUAGAUUACUCUGGGGAAAAUAUUUGACAAGUGUCACCAAUCUGUUCAAGCAUUAUGAUGUCCCUCUUUAUUUUAUUUGCACCUUCAAACUCAUAUGGACCAAAGACCUAUGAAUUUAAAUGAUGAGGUAGCACUUUUCUGUUCUACAGAAAUUCUCAUCAAUUACAUAAAAUUAAGGCAUCCAGGUAUAAAACUUGAUGUGUAUUAGUUGCUUUUCUGUUGCUGUGAUAAAACAUUAUGUCUAUGUCAACUUGUGGAAUAGUUGGCCCUUGGAUACAGAAAGAUACAGGAUCACCAUGAAAGUGGCAUGGCAAUAAGUAUCAAACAUGGCAGCUGAAGCAGGAAGCUAAGAACUCACAUCAUCCACCUGUGGCAUGAAGGUGAAAGUGGGAACUGGAAAUGGUGUGUGGAUGUGAACUCAUGUUUACCCCCAGGGACUUACUUCUUCCAGCAGGACAAGCAUUACCUAAAGCUCCCCAAAUUGUGGGAGGGCUCCCACAACCCCCACAUUUCCCCAGAGUGCUCUUGAGUGUCAGCAGCAGAAAAUGUUAGAUAGAAGGAUUUCGAGUGGGGAGAAACAGAGAAAAUACAGGAUAGCCUCAGGAGGGCCUGGAACCUAUUCCAAUGGGCACCAACUGUUUCUGCCCUAGGGUAUUCACAGAAAUGCCAAGGAUUGGAGCAAAAGACCUCCCCCAGCACAGCUCAGUGCAGACCAUC
Messenger RNA from Onychomys torridus (southern grasshopper mouse), 3866 nucleotides. Its product is annotated as zinc finger protein 431-like. The coding region runs from base 131 to 1882 and encodes 583 amino acids. Gene Ontology annotation, biological process: regulation of transcription by RNA polymerase II. Lineage: Eukaryota; Metazoa; Chordata; Mammalia; Rodentia; Cricetidae. The record is from RefSeq and is a predicted model, not a curated record. Gene Ontology annotation, molecular function: RNA polymerase II cis-regulatory region sequence-specific DNA binding; DNA-binding transcription factor activity. The transcript is spliced from 4 exons.